Molecule: messenger RNA, 2444 nt
Organism: Coniophora puteana RWD-64-598 SS2
Lineage: Eukaryota; Fungi; Basidiomycota; Agaricomycetes; Boletales; Coniophoraceae
Exons: 9
Coding region: 59-2410 (783 amino acids)
Biological process (GO): vesicle-mediated transport; intracellular protein transport
Cellular component (GO): membrane coat
Molecular function (GO): clathrin binding
Source: RefSeq, a predicted model, not a curated record
CUUUCACCAACCUCGCUUUAGCUUCAGUCUUGACGUCGCUGCUCCCGAUCUUGCAAGCAUGGACUCCAUCAACCUGAACGCUUUCGCUGAAAAUGCAUCUAGACUUGGCCUACGCAUACAGGAAUCUAUCUCAGAGCACACCCGAGACUUGAACAUCACUCGCGGUGCUGGAAACAUCUUCGAUAUGGCAGACGACAAAGUCAAGAAUAUUGGCAAGCAACUUGACUCUAGCAGUGACCGCGAGAAAUUAGAUGCGAUGAAGAGGCUGAUCGCCUUGAUUUCCAAAGGUCGUAAUGUAUCCAACUAUUUUCCACAAGUAGUCAAGAAUGUCGCAUCUCAGAACCUUGAGAUACGGAAGCUCGUUUACAUCUAUCUUCUACGCUAUGCAGAGCAAGAGCCCGAUCUUGCACUCUUGUCCAUUAACACGUUUCAGAAGGAUCUUGCCGACCCCAGUCCACUCAUACGUGCCAUGGCACUUCGUGUUCUCAGCGGGAUCAAGGUCCCGAUGAUUACUAGCGUUGUAGUCCUUGCAAUCAAGAAAUGCGCAGCGGAUACUAGCCCUUACGUGCGCAAAGCUUCUGCUCUGGCGAUCCCAAAAUGCUAUGAGUUAGACUCUAGUCAGCAGCCAACGCUCAUUACCGUCAUCCAAAGCUUGCUCUGUGAUAGGUCCCCUCUUUCGAUAGGAAGCGCUGUCACUGCCUUUGAAGCCGUAUGCCCAACAAGAUUGGACCUACUUCACCUGCAGUAUCGCAGGCUUUGCCGGAUACUCGUGGAUGUUGACGAGUGGGGACAAGUUGACCUCUCGAAUCUACUCAUGCGGUAUGCACGAACUAUGCUCCCCAAACCCAUCGUCUCGCAAGACCAAGACUCCAAUGAGGAGGUCGAUCCCGAUUUGCAACUUUUGCUUUCUUCAGCGGAGCCCCUGUUACAGUCUCGGAAUCCUGCUGUCGUCCUAGCAGUGACACGAGUGAUUUACUACUGUGGUCCUCCAUCGUAUGGGGCCAAAAUUGUCAAACCUUUGUUACGAUUGCUAGGCAUGUCGAAAGCAAUAGAACGCGUCACCCUGGUUUACAUUCACAAGAUAGUUCGUUUCUAUCCUAUUCUGUUCAGCUCGCAUUACAUGCGGUUUUUCUUACGUUCAGAGGACGCUCGUGAAGUUAAGAAAAGCAAAAUACAACUACUCAUGGGCAUAACGACUCUCGAUAACUAUCAAGCUAUACUGCGCGAGCUAAUAGAUGCUGCUGAAGACGUUGAUGAUGAAGUAGUCGGAUCAGCCAUUCACGCCAUCGGAUUUUGUGUUCAACUGCUUCCCAGCACAACACCACAAUGCCUUUCUGCCUUGACUUCGUUGAUAAAGACUAAGCAUGACAUCGUAGUUAGUAAAGCAGUCGUCGUGCUAAAGUCACUGGUGCAAAAUCAGCUCUCGUCAUCAGCUACGAAUACCGAAGUGCUUCAGUCUCCUAUCUCAAUAGUCUCGCAACUCGCAAAGAGAGUCGACGAUAUACGUCAUUUCGAGGCCAAGGCAUGUGUUAUCUGGCUGGUAGGCCAAUACUGUGCCACUCAAGGCGGCAGCGGAGUGGUUGAAGGUGUAGCGGACUGGGCCCCAGACGUGUUACGCAAGUCCGCUAAAACAUUCGCCAGCGAGAAUGUUACGGUGAAGCUGCAAGUAUUGUCGCUUGCAGCCAAACUCGUGGCGCUUUCUCCUGCACACAAGACUAUAGGACAGAUCAGCCAAUAUGUGUUUGAUCUCGGAAGAUACGAUAUGAACUACGAUGUUCGAGAUCGUAGACGUAUGCUGGUUGCCCUCCUGUCGGGAAUAUCAGAAUAUGUCACGGAUGAGGAUAGUGACGCUACAAGUCAGGGUGGCAUUGUUUUGCGGAGAGAGCAGGUGAUACGAGUUCUGAUAGAUGGCAAGGCAGGCGUGCUCGAGAUUGAACGACCAGACGUCGGUCAGCACUUGAUCGGAUCACUAAGCCUGGUUACCGGAAAGGACAUGCAGGGCGACGAAAUCCUACCAGAAUGGCUUGAGUCAGGAAUUGAUCCGUCACUACGUCAAGUGGAAGAAGAAACGACCAUUAAGGUCGAAGCUCCGCGAGCUAUUUCCUCUCAUCGUCCUUCAAACUCUGCACCUACGCCUGUCGUUCUCACCGAAGCCUCAGCUCACCCUCAAGAGAAGAAAGACUGGCGAAACUUGGAUGACUUUUACGCAGAGAACGAAGAGGAGGGUGGCCAAGAACAGUCGGAAGAAGAGGAGAGUGACGAGGAGGACGAGGAGGAGUCCGGUGACAGCGAGGAUGAGGAUGAGGAACUUGGCACUGAAGAUUCAGAAGAAACUGAGGACGGCGAAAGCGAAGACCACUUAGAGCAUGAUAGUUCCAAUCACGUCAAUCAUACAGUAGAGUCUAUUUAACAUGUAUGCAAAGCUAACAACGAUAACAAUUUAC